CCGCGUUGAUUACAUACUCUGAGCCUGUCAGUAUCUGAUCGAUCGACUUCUUCUUGCCUAUGUCCAACUUCUAGAGAGACGCGAAACGCGUGCACUUUUGUACGCGCUUAAUUAGAUCAAUCAGAACAACACUUUCUCAAACCUGGUCCCAGGAAGAGAGCGAUACCUUGAUGACCACCAUCUAUAGAACAGCACAAUGUCGAAUAUCGAAAACGAACAAGCUGCUGUUGCUCCUGCAGUAGAAGAAGAGAAAGUAGCAGCCUUACAAGACGUAGAAGAGGAGGAAGAUGUACCUUUUGAAGAAUUGCUCGAGACUGCAAAACGCCAUUAUGCAUUAAAGGAAUGGGCUGAGGCUGCUGAUGGUUUCGGUCAAGCUCUUGAGUCAAUACGCGAGAAAUACUCUGAAGAUGAUCCAAUUCUUGCACCACUGCAUCAUCGAUAUGGUCGUGCUUUGUUAGAGCAUGCAAUCGCAACAUCUGGAGCACUUGGAGGAGGUGGCGCAGGUGUAAAGGACGCUCCUCUGCCAUCGCGUGCGGGUGGUGCUUCUACCGUUGCUGCUGCUCGUGCUGAGAAUGGAAAGGCACCAUCAGGAUCAUCAUCGAAGGUAGAAGGAUCAAGCUCUUCAGCAAGCAAGCCUCAAGAUUCUCGCUUCACGUUUGGUGGAGACGCUGAAGAAUCUGAUGAGGAAGAAGAGGGCGGCGAAGGUGGUGAGGGAGAGGAAGAUGGCGACGAUUUGGGUGAUGCAUUCGCUGUUCUGGAAUUGGCCCGCAUUCAGUAUGAAAAGUUGACAGAAUCCAACGGCACUUUGACGACUUUGGAAGGAGAAGAGUGGGAUACCUUGAAAGUCAAGAGUCAGUUGGCUGAAGUACUGAAUGAUCUUGCAGAUGUUGGGUUGGAGACAGAGAACUUCCAACAAGCCUCGUCAGACUAUCAAUCAGCACUGGAGUUAUUGCAGCCUUUGUUAUUGCCUCAUUCACGUCGAUUGGCCGAUGCAAAUUUACGUUUAGGCCUGGCAUUGGAAUUCCAUCCAGAUCCAGCAAUGCAAGCUUCUGCUGAACGUUACGUGACAGCCGCUUGCAUUGCUUUGCGUAAGCGACUUGAUUCUCUGCACAAAAGACAAGAGACUCUACAACGACAACGUCAAGGCGACACAGCGGCAAAGGAGGAGGAGGCAAACCGCGAGCAAGCGGAGAAAGAGCAUGAUGAAACCGCUGCUAAACUGGAGGCAGAGGGUGUUUUGGCUCCUAAAACAGAGGAAGAAAGUGCGCUCUCACAAGUGAGCGGUAAAGGAAAAGGCAAAGGAAAUGCUGAUCAAAAUGGACAUGCGGUCAAAGCGUUAGAGAAAGAUGAUAUAACAACAAUGGAUUGGCAAUUACUCGAAAAAGAGAUUAAAGAUAUAAAAGAAAUGAUUCAAGAACUUGAACUCAAAUUGGAAGAAUUUGCAAACGCUCCUCCCGGUACUGGAGCUGUUGGUGGAAGUUCGACCGGCGAAAACCCUCUUGCCGGUGCUGAUGCAAAAGCAGCAUUGCAACAAGCAAUCAAUGAAGCUUUCUUGGGUGCUAGUACUAACGGAUUGGCAGGCUCAAGUGCAUUCGGAUCAAAAGCGGCAGAUCCCAACGUGACGGUCAAUGAUCUAAGCUCGAUGGUGAGGAAGAAGAAGAAGGCGCCUACAACCGAAGACAGUACCAGUGAUCCAAACGGAAAAAGGAAAGCAACGGAAGGUUCAUCUUCGACAUCUGAAAAUGUCGAGCCAUCCAAGCGUACUCGCAUUGAAGACGCUUGAGAAGCAAACCCUUCAAAGCGUUCUUGUAUUUUACUGUAUAAAUCACCAAAGAUCUAAUCAAUUUAUCCCUUAGAAUGACAGUG
This is a messenger RNA of Meira miltonrushii, 1866 nucleotides long. RefSeq lists its product as uncharacterized. Gene Ontology annotation, molecular function: histone binding. Lineage: Eukaryota; Fungi; Basidiomycota; Exobasidiomycetes; Exobasidiales; Brachybasidiaceae. Bases 197 to 1783 code for a protein of 528 amino acids. Gene Ontology annotation, cellular component: nucleoplasm. Gene Ontology annotation, biological process: DNA replication-dependent chromatin assembly; CENP-A containing chromatin assembly. The record is from RefSeq and is a predicted model, not a curated record. The transcript has 2 exons.